Dichomitus squalens LYAD-421 SS1 is the source of this 1663-nucleotide messenger RNA. RefSeq lists its product as uncharacterized. Lineage: Eukaryota; Fungi; Basidiomycota; Agaricomycetes; Polyporales; Polyporaceae. The record is from RefSeq and is a predicted model, not a curated record. Bases 17 to 1663 code for a protein of 548 amino acids. The transcript has 2 exons.
AGGACAGUCGGAUGGUAUGAUUGCUGGGACAAAUGCGGAAGAAGUCAUACCGUGUGCCGACUCCACAGGUCCGGACCCGCCCCAUCCCGCACUAUAUAAUCAAGAUGUCCUGGCGUUAUUGUUUGACGUCUUCAAUCCUUUCAAUCGCACCGAUCGUGCAACGUGUGCUCGCAGUGCCCGAGUUUGUCGGGCAUGGGCCGAGCCAGCAUCGAGUGUCGUCUGGAGCAAGGGUGUGGACCUCACGAUUUUAUUCCGCAUUCUUCACCGACCCUCUUCCUUGGACACAAUGGCUCGCAAGAUUUCUUCGUCGGAUCCAGGAAUGACCCAAGAAAAACUUCAGGUCAUUCGCCAUGAGGCUUGGCAAAGCUUCUUGCGCUGUGGAGCUAGGAUUCGGGAGCUAUCCGAAGGAACCUUUGGGUUAAUCCCCGCUUACGUAGAGCUGACCCAUUUCCUUAUUCGCAAAAACGGCACACAAACCUUCCUCCCCCAUCUGAAGACGUUGCACUGGAGACAAAGAGCUGACAGCUCGGGAAUUUUAGUCCGCUUAGUCCCGCCGUCUCUCGAAUCUCUCGUACUUCACGUCGACGAGCUAACUGCCGGCUGUCCACUGGGGACACUUGGGUUGCAGCUCUCUUCGGCAGCUCCCUUUCUCCGUAGGUUAGAGAUCACAUGCCAGACCGGACUCCCCAUCAGCUUUCUCAUUCCCCUGAAAUCCAUCCGUGAACUUACUCUUCAUAACGUAUUGACCGCGUUCAAGCCGGAAGACGUCCGACGCUUGCUGAAGGCCCCCAACUUGGAGGCUCUUCAUUUGUCCAUCAAGAACUUCGCGAAAUGCCAAAGAGUUAUGGACUCUGGUCCUAACCUACGCAGCAUCUACUGUAUAGGGAUGUGCGAGGAUCUCGCAUCCUUCAUAUCUCUACUGGACGCUCCCAACCUCUACGGGAUGUACUUGCUGAGGCCAGGGGACGUCGAUGCCCUCCGUUCUUUGAUUGGCGAGUUGAAGAGCGCGCCAUGCACGCGAAGCGUCCGCUCUCUCAAGUUAAUCUACGGCAAUAGCGCUCUCCGAUGCGAUCCGACCCCCCUUCGUUACGCCGUUGUUGCUCCACAGCUAGCGGUUGGGAAGAUAAUCCUGCAACCCUUAUUCGGACACUUCAACCAACUCGAUACGCUUAUUGUGGGUUCCUGUCACUGUCCCAGUGUCCUCACCGACGACGACGUCCUCAUGCUCGCCAAAGCCUGGCCAGGGCUGAAGAAGCUCUCCCUCCCAUCACAUGCCACAUCCCCUUACUGCUCACGGGUGGCGUCAUUCCCCUCCGUAGCGUCACUAUAUCACCUCUCAUAUCUUUGCCCGGAACUUAUCCAUCUCGAGAUAGAGCUAGGGGAUAUCACUCUGCCUCCUGAAUUUCUGCAGUAUCCCAUUCCGCGAAUUGCACAUCGCUUGCGCACGCUCAAACUCUCCUCAUUACGUUGGAUUGAGCCCGAUGCUUUGGCACUAGUACUGGCCGAGGUGGUGGAUGGCCUCUUUCCAACGCUGGAUGUCGACGUAUGUAUCCGGGACAAGAGGCCCCACCUUCAGUGGCACGGCUGGCCAUUGAUGUGGGCUAAAGUACGAGAGUUACAGGCCGGGCGAGAGCGCAGGUCGAUUAAGAAUUGGCAAGGGUGA